Molecule: messenger RNA, 2500 nt
Organism: Moneuplotes crassus
Lineage: Eukaryota; Ciliophora; Spirotrichea; Euplotida; Euplotidae
Source: the annotation of a GenBank genome assembly
CAUUAAUGAAGAUGGCAAAGAUUGAGACUCUGAGUGUCCAAGAGAUACACAAGAUGUUGCAAGAGAUCAUAGAUAAGAAGGGAAUCGAACCCUCUGCCCUCUUCAAUGAGGUGAACUCCUCCCAAAUCCCAAAGUCUCUUGCCCGCCACGUGGCCUGGGAAAAGGAAAUCAAGAACAGAGGAGUCAAACUGGGCCAACUCAAAAAAUUGUACUUGGACUUCGCCAAAGACAUCAACAUGGAACAGAAGCAGAAACAGAUUGACGAAUUACAAGCAAAGAUAUCAAAAUUGGAGAAAGAAAAACAAGAAUUAUGGAAAGAAUAUGCCAAAGAAUAUCCAUCACCCGAGUCUCUCACAAUCCAAAUUGAUGAAGAAACUGAAGUCAAGAGCUUUGAAGAGUUCUGUAACCUCCUGUCAAAUAAACACGGAGAAUUGCUGGAAAAAAUCUUGAAUACUUUCAAAGAACAAAAUAAAACCUUAAAAGAGGAAAGCCAAAAUAUCGACAGACUUGCAGAAGAAUAUUCGGCUGCAAGAGAUGAACUAGACAAAGAGUCUUUAUCUAGAAUGGAAGCCCUCCUGCAAAGCUUAGACCAGGUACUCAAAGUCAAAGUAGAAGAGGAGACAAAGUAUGAUCAAAGAAAGGCCUGCAGAGAACAUCUCAUCAGCGAAGGCUUCAUCCGAGAGCCCCAAGAGGAAGCAAAGGAAGAGGAUGUGGUGGGCUCAAAGUCUCAAGAAGGGAGUGAGAACAAGUGGCAUAAGGAGGUUGAGCAAUUGGCAGAGAUGAUGCUCCAAAAAUUUGAUGCAAGUCAAGAAUAUAAUGAAUACAUCGAACAUCUUGAAGAACUGAGUACCAAAGCAAAAGUGACAUUAAAAGAUUUAAAGCAAGUUCUUUGAGACAAAUGAAAGAGUGCUUGCAAGAAUUUGUCAAUAAUUUCAGGAGAGUACAUUUCUCUCGCUCAGGAAGUCAUCGGGUUUAUUAUCGGAAAACAAAAGAACACUUUCGAUCAAGAAGUUAACAUUAUUUACCAGAGCUUGCUCGAGCUAUGAAGAUUGGAGCAAUACAAACCCUUGUACAAGGACUUUAUCGAGGACAUGGAAGUGAAGCUUGGGAUAAAAGAAAAAGAUGAGGGGGAAUACCAAGACAAAGAGAAAAAUAAAAACAAGAAAAACAAAGACAAAAAGAAAGAGAAAACGAAAAAGAAAAAGAACCACAAAGAAAACAUAGAAAAUUCAAACCAUGUUAAGGCUAGAACCCCGAGGAAACCUGUAAAGAGUUCGAGACAACAAGAGAUGAGGGAGACUGAUUAUUUUGAGAAAUUGAAAGACCGAAUCAUCGAGGCUUUUGAAAAUAUUAAUCAAACUCUGUGACACAAAGAAGAUAGAAAAGCUGUCAAAGAAGAAUUUAGAGACAUUGUUGAACUUUCAGAGAAUUCAACUCUUUUCGAUGAACACCACCAAGCUGUGGUAGACGAAUGCGACAACAGAGGCAAACUCAUCCAAGAAUCUGCGAAAGUGGUCGAAGAAACAUCACAGGUCGAUAAGAAGAUAUACCAGGUUGAAGACGAGAAGAACAACACACAGGAAUAUAUUGAUAAAAUUGAAGAGUACAAUCAGAAUGCAGAUAAAUUCACAGCCCAGAAAGAAUCCUUGUCCAAAUUUAUUAAAGAAGAAUCCAAGCCUUGUAAAAAGGAAAAAGCAAGACUUGCAGAGGCUGCUGACAGACUCACCUUCAUAUACCAUGAUACCAGAAUCACCGUACGCAAGAACAAUCUUAUAGAAGAGGCAGUGGAUGCUAUUAUCAAUCCAGCAAAUGAAAACCUCAGACAUGAAGGUGGAGCUGCAAGAGCUAUUGCAGACAAUGCAGGAGAUGAAUUCCAUCAAGACUGUGAUGAGUAUUUACAAGACAAUGACUUCUUAAAACCAGGAGAUGCAAUGUAUACCAGAGCUGGAGGCAGCCUGAAGUGUGACUAUGUAAUCCAUACAGUUGGUCCAAGAUUAGAGAAAAAUAGAAAAGCUCAUAAGGCAGAGUUAGAACAACUGAAGAGCUGUUUCAAGAAUAUUUUGAGAAUAAUGAAAGACAAAAAUCUAUAUGAUAUUUCAAUUCCAGCCAUUUCAACUGGGAUCUUUAACUUCCCUUUGAACAAAUGUGUUCAGAUUUGUGGCCAGACAAUAAAGAAUGCCAUUAGCAACGACCCAGAAGCGUUUAAAGAUAAAGAAAUCAUAAUCUGUAACUUCGAUGAAUCAACCACCAGAGCAUUUGAAGAAGGACUGCAAGGAUGUAUCUACGAAACCCCAUAUGGAGACAGUGACGAAGAAUCAAAAACCAUCACUGAUUUUGAAACAACACAACAUGACCUAGAAAACAGUGAAGACGAUUCAGAACACAGAGAACCCAAGAAGCCAAGAGGUGUGAACUCAAAAAAAGACAACGAUGAGAACGAUUCCCAGAUGCUAACUAGUAGAUUUAACGAUGAAAAAUCUGAAACAAGUGAUUACUAAUU